Molecule: messenger RNA, 571 nt
Organism: Punctularia strigosozonata HHB-11173 SS5
Lineage: Eukaryota; Fungi; Basidiomycota; Agaricomycetes; Corticiales; Punctulariaceae
Product: SnodProt1
Exons: 2
Coding region: 1-429 (142 amino acids)
Source: RefSeq, a predicted model, not a curated record
AUGAAGACCGCAACCCUCCUAUCUGCCUUCGCCCUCAUUCCCCCCGCCUUCGCGGUCACCGUGUCCUUUGACAACACCUACGACAACGGUAGCAACCCGCUCGCCAACGUCGCCUGCUCUGACGGUGCCAAUGGCCUCAUCACGCGCUACGGCUUCCAAACGUUCAGCGACAUUCCCGACUUUCCGCACAUCGGCGGUGCCUCCGUCAUCCCGGGCUGGAAUUCGCCCAACUGCGGGACGUGCUGGCAGCUGACGUACUCCGGUACCAGGAAUACCAUCAAUGUCCUGGCCGUGGACCAUGCGGAUGAUGGGUUUAACCUAUCUCAAGAGGCCUUGGACGAGUUGACGAACGAACAGGCCACCCAGCUCGGGAGGAUCGAUGCCACCGCGGUCCAGGUGGACGUUGGGCAGUGCGGGCUGUCUCACUGACCAUGACUCGACCGCUUUGCUCGAUCGCGAGCGUAUCCAUGGACUUUCACCCUUGUUAAACUGUCACGUAUGGAUUUUACUGGUGCUAUCCCGUAUCUCCGAUGUGGCUUCUGUACUGGUCGUAAAUGAUAAGCAUCGAUUU